GAGAGUCAGACUCUUCGUGCUUCCACUGUGCAACCCCGCCAUCCCGCGACAUCCCAACCCACCACGAUCGUCGGCAGCACCCAAACUCCGAGGGCAGCAAGCUCUAGACCGCCGGAUGCGAGUAAGCAACCGCGCACGAGUUGUUCAGCUCGCAGGGAGAGUAGGAUCACAAAUGCAAGAGCUGGCGCGAUCCGAGUUCCUCGAGCUUCCAUUUCGCCGCCCAGGGUAUGUGAUGCUCUCUCGAAGCGGUUCUGUGCUUUUUGGUGGGGCGCGCCGGCUGUAAGUUAUACCUGGUACGUAGUAGUAUUUCCGUCCCCCGCUCCGCUCCACCCCACCAUACUACAUCAUAUCCCCUCUCUUCCCACCUUCUCCACCGACUCCGCACUCGUAAAUUCUCUCGAACAACCGCUUCUUUCACGAACCUGUCCAUCACCUCCCACUACUACCACCACCACUACCAAUAAACUACUUCGAAAUGGCCAAGGCUGUUGCUGUCGUCCGCGGUGACUCCGGUGUCUCCGGCACCGUCAAGUUCUCGCAGGAGAACGAGAACGCCCCCACCAUCAUCGAGUACGAGAUCAAGCACGUCGAUGCCAACGCCGAGCGUGGCAUGCACAUCCACGAGUUCGGUGACAACACCAACGGCUGCACCUCCGCCGGUCCCCACUUCAACCCCUUCGGAAAGACCCACGGUGCUCCCACCGACGACAACCGCCACGUGGGUGACUUGGGUAACAUCAAGACCGACGCCGACGGUGUUGCCAAGGGCCGCAUCGAGGACCACCUCAUCAAGCUGAUUGGCCCCCAGAGCGUCUUGGGAAGGACUGUCGUUGUCCACGCCGGCACUGAUGACCUCGGCAAGGGAGGACACGAGCUGUCCGUCACCACCGGAAACGCUGGUCUCCGCCCCGCUUGCGGUGUCAUCGGAAUCACCAACAACUAAGUUGCUGGACUGUCGGUCGAUUGCUCGUGUUGGAUGAUUUAUUCUCAAGAUGUGUAGUUCGCCGAGAUGUGGCUGAUAAUGAAGACAAAAAUUGUUGCCCCCAAGGCGUUUCCUACGUAAAAGCCCCACCGACUCACCGGACUUGACGGUUUAUGUACGGCUUUUGAGAUAGCUGGCCCCAAACUGGUCCGGAACCAAGCC
This is a messenger RNA of Tricharina praecox, 1144 nucleotides long. RefSeq names its product superoxide dismutase. The transcript has 5 exons. The record is from RefSeq and is a predicted model, not a curated record. Gene Ontology annotation, molecular function: copper ion binding; superoxide dismutase activity. Bases 476 to 943 code for a protein of 155 amino acids. NCBI's taxonomy places the organism in Eukaryota, Fungi, Ascomycota, Pezizomycetes, Pezizales, Pyronemataceae. Gene Ontology annotation, biological process: removal of superoxide radicals.